Zygotorulaspora mrakii is the source of this 2253-nucleotide messenger RNA. It is a transcript of the gene MES1, whose product is annotated as methionine--tRNA ligase MES1. The record is from RefSeq and is a predicted model, not a curated record. Gene Ontology annotation, molecular function: methionine-tRNA ligase activity; ATP binding. The transcript has a single exon. Gene Ontology annotation, cellular component: aminoacyl-tRNA synthetase multienzyme complex; cytosol. Gene Ontology annotation, biological process: methionyl-tRNA aminoacylation. Lineage: Eukaryota; Fungi; Ascomycota; Saccharomycetes; Saccharomycetales; Saccharomycetaceae. Bases 1 to 2253 code for a protein of 750 amino acids.
AUGCCUAUACAACUGUCUUUUGAUAAAUCUAAAAAUGGCGAUCAUGCCUUGCUAUUCGCAAAUAAUCUGAAAAUUGCUCUUGCGAUUGAAUACUGCACAAAAGAUGUUGAGAUAUCAGUUAAUGAUGAUUUCAAGGAACCACAAUUGCUGAUUUCAGAUUCAGCACGUUUAUUCGAUGCCAAUUCUAUAUUGAGAUACGCAAAGAAUGAUUUUGAGGGUCUAAACUCAGCAGAGUCUCAUUACUCCCUAUCAUCUCUCGAAGUCAUUCUACACAAAAAGGACGUUCCCGAUCAGCACAUUGCCGAGUGUAUUUCCAAAUCUCUGGGAGUGUACUUGAAAUCCAUUGAAGAGCCAAUUAGCGCUACGAAAUUAAUCAUCUUUGCCAACACAUAUGCAUUAAAUCCCCAACAUGUCAAAGAGCAUUUUCCAAACCUGCCUGAAAAAGUUGUGAAAGCUUUAUUGGUAGCCGAAAAGAUUACGCCACGUAAUCUGGCAGCUGUUAAGAAAACUGGGGCAGUUCGCAUUGCUGAAGGCCAUGGAAUCAAACCACAAGAAGAAAGCAUAUUACCAAAGGAUAAUGAACGCAAUAUAUUGAUUACAUCAGCCUUACCAUAUGUUAAUAAUGUUCCUCAUUUAGGUAACAUUGUUGGUAGUGUUUUAUCUGCGGAUAUUUUUGCUCGUUAUUGUAAGGCCAGAAAUUACAAUUCUCUAUUUAUCUGUGGAACUGAUGAAUACGGUACGGCAACUGAGACUAAAGCCCUAGAGGAAGGUGUUUCGCCCCGUGAAUUAUGUGAUAAGUACCACGCAAUCCAUAGAGACGUUUACAAAUGGUUCCAGAUCGGCUUCGAUUACUUUGGUAGAACUACGACGAAUCAACAAACAGAGAUUGCCCAAGACAUCUUUCUUAAAUUAAAUAAGAAUAAUCUCUUGGAAGAACAAACCAUGAAGCAGUUGUUUUGCCCAGUUCAUAAAGGCUUUUUGGCUGACAGAUACGUUGAGGGUACAUGUCCUAAGUGUGGUUAUGAGGAUGCUCGUGGUGAUCAAUGUGAUAAAUGCGGUGCUCUACUAGAUCCGUUUGAAUUGAUUAACCCACGUUGUAAAUUAGAUAAUGGUGUUCCCGAAAUUAGAUACUCUGAUCAUAUUUUUUUGUCUUUAGAUAAACUGGAAAAGAGAAUUUCCGACUGGGUGGAAAAGUCAUCCACUGAAGGUAACUGGUCAAAGAAUUCAAAAACAAUCACGCAAUCAUGGUUGAAGGACGGUUUGAAACCUCGUUGUAUUACAAGAGAUUUGGUCUGGGGUACUCCAGUGCCAUUAGAGAAGUUUAAUAAAAAGGUUUUAUAUGUCUGGUUCGAUGCCCCAAUUGGUUAUGUUUCCAUUACUGCCAACUAUCUCAAGGACUGGGAAAAAUGGUGGAAGAAUCCAGACAACGUAAAACUCUAUCAAUUUAUGGGCAAAGAUAAUGUCCCAUUCCAUACCGUCAUCUUUCCGGGAUCUCAACUAGGUACCGGUGAUAAGUGGACUUUGUUGCAUCAUUUGAAUACGACGGAGUAUCUGCAAUACGAAGGUGGAAAAUUUUCUAAGAGUAGGGGUAUAGGUGUUUUUGGUAAUAAUGCACAAGAAUCUGGUGUUUCCGCCAGUGUAUGGAGAUACUAUUUGGCAUCUGUAAGACCUGAAUCAAGCGACUCACAUUUCUCUUGGGAUGACUUUGUCGCUAGAAAUAAUGGGGAAUUACUAGCCAACUUGGGAAAUUUCGUUAACAGACUGAUUAAAUUCGUAAAUGCAAAGUACAAUGGUAUAGUUCCUGUGUAUGAUGAGAAGAACUUAUCUGGUUUUGCUUCCUUGAAACAGAAUGUGGAUGAAAUUUUGAAAAGCUACAUUAACGAAAUGGAACAGGCACAUGAAAGGCGUGGUCUUGAACUUGCUAUGUCAUUAAGUGCCCGUGGUAAUCAAUUUUUGCAAGAGAACAAGCUGGACAAUAGUUUAUUUUCCGAGUUUCCUGCCAAGGCAGAUGCUGUUGUGGGUGUUGGUCUGAACUUAAUCUACGUUGUCGCUUCUCUGAUUGGCCCAUAUAUGCCAGAAACCACUGAGAAGAUAUAUAAAAUGUUGAAUGCACCUGCAAUUAGAAUCGAGGAUGAAUUCGAGUUGAUAAUUUUGGGCGGUCACAACAUUAACAAAGCUGAAUACUUGUUUCAACGUAUCGAUGAGAAACAGAUUGAAGAGUGGAGAGCAAAAUACGGUGGCAAGCAAGUUUAA